Culex pipiens pallens (northern house mosquito) is the source of this 1209-nucleotide messenger RNA. RefSeq names its product caspase-like. Gene Ontology annotation, biological process: proteolysis. The transcript has 3 exons. The record is from RefSeq and is a predicted model, not a curated record. The coding region runs from base 225 to 1052 and encodes 275 amino acids. Lineage: Eukaryota; Metazoa; Arthropoda; Insecta; Diptera; Culicidae. Gene Ontology annotation, molecular function: cysteine-type endopeptidase activity.
CAACUGCUUGUAGUGCCGCGCUUAGUGUAGAAUCAGACAUGUGUAAAAUAGAUGUGUCACCGAAAUAUGCCUCGAAUAUGCGGAACGCGAUGAAGUCAUUCAACAGAUUUCUUUCGUUCCUACCGGACGCCCGAAACAAGUCAAAAUUUGGCGUCGAAGAAUUCGUCCCAAUCUACCUCCUCAACGAUACCAAACAAAUAGUUAAGUGACUUGAAGCUCAGAGCAUGAAAAAAAUCAUGUUUGGCCGAAAAGAAAGUGGUCCCUCGCUGAAUAGUUCGGCAGUGCCACCGCCAGCUUACACCAUAGAUCGCUACUCUUCCUACUAUCCGAUGAAUCACAAGAAUCGAGGGAAGGCCAUAAUUUUCACCCACGCCGUGUUCGCUGUGCCAAAUGUAAAGCUUCCAGCCAGAGAAGGCAGCGAAGUGGACUGCAAAGCGCUGACCGAAUCGCUGGAACGGCUGGGCUUCGAUGUGGACCUGUACCGGGACAAGCGAUUGAAGGACAUUCUUCAUAUCACGGAGAAAGUUUCGUUGAUGGACCACUCGAGCUCGGACUGUCUGCUGGUGGCCGUGCUGACACACGGUGACGAGGGGGAAAUUAUCUACGCCCACGAUUGUCCGUACCAGAUUUCGAGCGUUUGGACACAGUUCACCGGCGAUCGCUGCCCGACGCUGAUUGGAAAGCCAAAGAUUUUCAUCAUUCAAGCCUGCAGGGGGAACGAGCUGGACCAGGGCGUGAAGGUUGAAAAGGAUGGCGUCGCACGGUACAGCAUUCCUACGCACGCGGACUUUCUGUUUGCUUUUGCCACCAUUCCCGGGUUCAUGUCGUUCCGUAACACCCGCAACGGAUCGUGGUUCAUACGGGAGUUUUGCAACGAACUGAACGAAAAUGGACAGCGAUACGAUCUGUUGACGCUGCUUACAUUCGUGGUCCAGAAGGUGGCCUACGGGUACGAGUCGAUUGCUCCCAACACGCCGGAAUACCACCUCAAAAAGCAAACACCAUGCAUUGUGUCGAUGCUGACCAGACUGUUGUUGUUUAACUAUGUUUAAGUUUUUAACACUUUUUAUGUUUAUGCAGCUGACGAAAUGACACCGCUAGUUCGCGAGAUUUACAUUAAUAUCGUUUCGAAACCAGAUAAAAUGUUCUUUACCAACGACACUAUUAUAAUAAUUGUAUUAAAAAAUACAUUUCGAAUACUAAAAUUAA